CUAGACGUCAUCCGUUUGUGCUCCGGCCCAGAGCUCUGCCUCUCUCCUCUCCCCGCUCCUCUCCGACUUGUUGCGCCGCUGUUUACCUUCUCGUUCCUGGAGCCCUGAGCGACGUCCAUGAACAUCCAUUCUCUUUCUAUUUCACUAUUUGCCUCUACUUUUCGCUUUUUGCCUCGGGCUUGGAAUGAAGCAACAAACGCACUUUCAGGAGUGAGCGUCAGCGCGGGGAGGGAAGCUGCCGCUGCCGCCGCUGCUUAAAAUGCAACACACGUGACCGUCGCUCGUCCAGACGGCACGCGCGGCGGAGGUGAUGGAAGAACCCGCGCGCAGAGGCUGGAAGAAAAGCCAACAAAAACAACACAAUCAACAACCACAACAACAACAAGGACUAGGACACGCAUGCGGACGCGAGGGCUGCGAGCACGAGCGACUGAGACGCCGAUCCGCUUCCACAGGUGAUCGGAGCGCAUUAUUGUUCCCAGAUAGCGCGGACAAAUACGCACGGAGGUAGAGCGCCAAAGAGGAGAGUAGAGAGGGCGACUGAGGGUGGGGGGGGGGCGGGACGUUUGGGCACGACGCAAACCCAAGCAAGGGGCACUGCGCGUGUGUUUCUGUGUGUGUGUGUGUGUGUCUCUGAUUGUCUGGGUUUUUGUGUGUGCGUGCCGAGAAGCGUUGCCCUUUUGGGGGUUGGAGAAAGAUGACCGUAGUGCUCGGGGAGAACCUGGAUGAGACUGUGGCACUUGCAGCCCUGUCCCAUGACGUGUACCGGCCCGAGCGGGGAGGGGACCAGGAGUGUUGCGAGCGGGUGGUGGUCAACAUCUCCGGCCUGCGCUUCGAGACCCAGCUGCGGACCCUGGCGCAGUUUCCCGCCACCCUGCUGGGCGACCCCCGCAAGAGGAUGCGCUUCUUCGACCCCCUGCGCAACGAGUACUUCUUCGACCGCAACCGGCCCAGCUUCGACGCCAUCCUGUACUACUACCAGUCGGGCGGGCGGCUGCGGCGGCCCGUCAACGUGCCCGUGGACAUCUUCAUGGAGGAGAUCAAGUUCUACGAGCUGGGCGAGGAGGUCAUCGAGAACUUCAAGGAGGACGAGGGCUUCAUCAAGGAGGAGGAGCGGCCCCUGCCGGACCACGAGUUCCAGCGGCAGGUGUGGCUGCUCUUCGAGUACCCGGAGAGCUCGGGUCCUGCCCGGGGCAUCGCCAUCGUGUCCGUGCUGGUCAUCCUCAUCUCCAUCGUCAUCUUCUGCCUGGAGACGCUCCCCGAGUUCCGGGAGGACUCCGGGAGGUCGCACGGCAACGGCGACCGAGCCCCGGCGCUAAACGGCACGACGGUGCGCGGCGGCGGCGGCGGCGAGAAGCCCAACCCGUUCACGGAUCCGUUCUUCAUCGUGGAGACCCUGUGCAUCAUCUGGUUCUCCUUCGAGUUGCUGGUGCGCUUCCUGGCGUGCCCGAGCAAGGCGGCGUUCUUCAAGAACAUCAUGAACACCAUCGACAUCGUGGCCAUCAUGCCAUACUUCAUCACCCUGGGCCUGGAGCUGGCGGAGCACCAGGGCAACGGCCAGCAGGCCAUGUCCCUGGCCAUCCUCAGGGUCAUCCGCCUGGUCAGGGUCUUCAGGAUCUUCAAGCUGUCCCGCCACUCCAAGGGGCUGCAGAUCCUGGGGAAGACCCUUCAGGCCAGCAUGCGGGAGCUGGGCCUGCUCAUCUUCUUCCUGUUCAUCGGCGUCAUCCUCUUCUCGAGCGCCGUGUACUUCGCCGAGACGGACGACCCCGACUCGGGGUUCAGCAGCAUCCCCGACGCCUUCUGGUGGGCCGUGGUGUCCAUGACGACGGUGGGCUACGGCGACAUGUGCCCCGUCACCAUCGGCGGCAAGAUCGUGGGCUCGCUGUGCGCCAUCGCCGGGGUGCUCACCAUCGCGCUGCCCGUGCCGGUCAUCGUGUCCAACUUCAACUACUUCUACCACCGCGAGACGGAGCACGAGGAGCAGUUCCGGUACACCCACGUGACCUGCGGCCAGCAGCAGCAGCUGCCCAGCUUCGGGGAGUUCAAGACGAGCGACAGCAAGCCGUCGCUGUGCAAGUCGGACUACACGGUCGACAGCGAGGGGGUCAGCGAGGACGCCGUGUCCAUCAAGUACACCAACUGCAGCCCGCAGAAGGUCACCUACUCGGCCAAGCUCACCACCGUGUGAUACUGCGUGGAGCAUGGCAGCGUUUUCUUUUGGGGGGGUUUGGGGAGAUGUGAGGGACGCUCUUUUUGUGUCCAGUGGGGGUAUCGCUGAGUCCUCACCGACCCGCGUGCUGUCGGUUGGGAGUACAGGCAUGCUUUCAUUUCUCUGGCGUCGCCCCAAAAUAUGAAUUAACGAGUUGUGCGGUGGAGAGUGUCAUGAGACACACAUGGACGAUUCCUAAUCAAAGACUCUCUAACAUUUCCUACACGGAUCAGUCUUCCAUCAUGUGCACCGUUAUUAUAAUAAUAAUUAUUAUUAUUUGAUCACCAUUGAAGGGACAAAAAAAAUAGCAGCGCUUUGAAGUUAUUGUCAGCUUAGGCAUAUCGUAGCACUUUAUCGACGUAUCCUUAGUAAUGUCAUUUGUAAUUUAAGUGUAAUUUAUUGCCCUAAAAUCGAAGGUUAAGGGUGUCAGAGUUUACAUUUGUCUUGUGGCUAUGUUGUUGGGGGAAAUCACGAAAAUAGAGGACCAAUUGAUCUAAGUUUGUGCGUGCGCAUCGUGGUCGAUCAUAAUUGGCUGGGUCAAUUGGCUGUUCAGCAUUUCACCGCCCGCCUGUCAGCUACGGUUUAGAGCGCAGGUGAACGACUCCAUACGUCAUCAAUCGUCAGCUUACGUCACCCGCAGUGACCAAUCAGUCCCGCGUCAAACCGGCCACCGCUGACACUGUAGGCCCAUUCUGCGGCAAGAGAGGGAUCAUAACGACUCGGUUGUCCACUGUUGCGCUUUUUC
Gadus chalcogrammus (walleye pollock) is the source of this 2954-nucleotide messenger RNA. RefSeq names its product shaker-related potassium channel tsha2-like. Gene Ontology annotation, biological process: potassium ion transmembrane transport; protein homooligomerization. Gene Ontology annotation, molecular function: delayed rectifier potassium channel activity; protein binding. Lineage: Eukaryota; Metazoa; Chordata; Actinopteri; Gadiformes; Gadidae. The transcript is spliced from 2 exons. Bases 698 to 2188 code for a protein of 496 amino acids. Gene Ontology annotation, cellular component: voltage-gated potassium channel complex; membrane. The record is from RefSeq and is a predicted model, not a curated record.